This is a messenger RNA of Daphnia pulex (common water flea), 435 nucleotides long. RefSeq names its product 26S proteasome complex subunit SEM1-like (gene Sem1). Bases 114 to 356 code for a protein of 80 amino acids. The record is from RefSeq and is a predicted model, not a curated record. Gene Ontology annotation, biological process: double-strand break repair via homologous recombination; proteasome assembly; mRNA export from nucleus. The transcript has 3 exons. NCBI's taxonomy places the organism in Eukaryota, Metazoa, Arthropoda, Branchiopoda, Diplostraca, Daphniidae. Gene Ontology annotation, cellular component: proteasome complex; proteasome regulatory particle, lid subcomplex.
UUACGAUCAGUCAGCUUGAAGUCAGACUCAGAACCGUCAAGUUAGAAGCAGAACUUCAGUGAAUCACUGUUAGUUGUUAAAAAUCAAAUCUAUCUCUUAAUAAUAGUUCAGUCAUGGCAGAUGUGAAGAUUGAAAAAACUGACUCCACCACCGAAAAGCCAAAAGUAGAUUUAGGUCUGCUCGAGGAAGACGAUGAAUUCGAAGAGUUUCCGGCUGAUGAUUGGACUGGCAAAGAAGAAGAUGCUGACGAUGUCAAUGUCUGGGAAGACAACUGGGAUGAUGACAACGUUGAAGAUGAUUUCAGCCAGCAAUUGAGGGCUGCUCUGGAGAAACAAGGCAUUAAAAUGGAACAGUGAUCAUUAAAAUAACACACCCAUUUUAUUGUACCACUGUUCACUUAAAAAUUGAAUACAAUACUGUCUCUUUUGUAUUUAA